CUGUUUAUUGCCCGGCCUCUCGGUGAUUAUUCCUUACUUGUUUAGAACCAGUUGCUAUGGAAACGUGACGUUACACUUUAAUAUAUUGCCGGAGCAUGGCUGACGCCGACCGCUACGCUCGAUCUAUCUCACCACGGAGCAACAGGUGGAUACAGUCUGUGCUUGCGCUUUGAUUAGUGGAGUCUGUGGAUGACAUCUAAUCAGUUGGUCGCUGACAUUAAUUGAGCAAGUUUGGAUUCUGGUCAAACCUUAUGGCCGGUUCAGACUACACGAUUCUCAGACAUUCCUCCACGAUUUACCAUGUCACACUAUACGAUCGCAGAGUCAGGAAAUCGGGGCUUGUCUCGUAGUAAGACUGGCCACACUACAAGAUUCUCAGACAUUCCUCCACGAUUUAACAUGUCACACUAUACGAUCUCAGAGCCAGGAAAUCGGGGCUUGUCUCGUAGUAAGACACAACAAGAUUCGACGGUGCGAUGCUCUCUACUUUGUAUCAUUCACGUUUGCACGUUUGUUUAUAUCUGCUCAAUGCGGCAAUUCCUCACAGUUGUUGCGUUGCGCGUGACAUGAACGAUACAAAGUAGACGCAGCAACAACGUCCCGAAUACCUAGGCACUAGGCAUUAUGCUGGCGGUCCUCUGCAGAGACGAAAAAGAAGAAAAGAUUGUGGACUCGUUCUUGGGUUGCAAGAAGAGGAGAGCUCGGGAUGUCGGUGCUACUUACCGAACUGGAGGAGACUGAUAGGAAAGGGUUCCGUGAGUUCCUGAGGAUGAGCGUAGAGGACUUUCAACUCCUUCUGGGGAAAGUUGAGCCUCUCAUCAGAAAGACGGACACAAAAAUGAGAAGGGCCAUCAGUGCCCGACAGAGAUUGUCUGUAACCCUCAGAUUCCUAGCAACUGGUAGGCCUAAAUGGAAUGAUUUUGAACAGAAUGAUGUAUUAUUAAAUCUUAUUAUUUACACACAUAACCUGUUUGCCUUCUUAGGUGAGUCUUUCAGGUCACUGAGCUUCCAGUACAGGAUUGGCAGGUCUACUGUUGGCUUGAUUGUAAUGGAGACCUGCGAAGCAUUGUACAAUGUUCUGAAGGAAGAUCACAUGAAGACACCAACAACUGAGUCAGAGUGGCGAGAGAUAGCGAGCGGAUUCGAAGACAAAUGCCAAUUUCCUCAUUGCUUAGGUGCAAUUGAUGGGAAACACAUCUAUAUUCAGCCCCCUGCUAAUUCAGGAAGUUCGUUUUAUAAUUACAAAGGCAGGUUCUCAAUUGUGCUCAUGGCAGUUGUAGAUGCCAACUACAAAUUCAUCUAUGCAAGUGUUGGCACUCAGGGCCGAAUGUCGGACGCAAGUCUGUUUGGACACUCAGAUCUCCGCAGUGCCAUGGACAGAGACGUGUUACAUUUUCCUCGCCCUGAGCCACUUCCCAAUACAGAUUUAAUCAUGCCCUAUAUGUUUGUCGGUGAUGAAGCCUUCCCUCUCCGUUCUGACCUUAUCAAGCCCUAUCCCCACAGAAACCUAGAUCAUGGACAGCGAAUUUUCAAUUACAGAUUAUCUAGAGCAAGGCGAACUGUGGAAAAUGCAUUUGGCAUAUUGGCAAAUAGAUUACGUGUGUUCCUAACAAAUAUUUCUAUUGAACCAGAUAAGGUUACGUGCAUCACCCUUGCUGCCCUUGCCCUCCACAAUUUCCUGAGGGAAAAAUCCUCAGAGGCCUACGUGCCUCCAGUCUUUGUGGACACAGAGGACGAGAACCACAGAGUCAUUGCGGGAACAUGGCGAAGAGGUGGAGAUCUUGACUCUGUGGCAUUGAGCAGGGCGCGGAAUGCCACAACCACUGCUAAAGACCAGCGUGACCUGCUGAAGGCAUAUUUUCAAUCCUCUGAAGGAUCCGUUGAUUGGCAGGAGGAUAUGAUUUGAACAUUUUAUGUAUUGAUAUUUAUUUAUUAUCAAUUGGUUUAUACUAUUUAUAAUAUAUUUAUUUAUUUACGCUAUUAUACUACUAUUUAUUAGUUAGUUAAGCCAGUGUUGUUAGUUAGACAGUAAACCAAUAUUUACAGAGUAUUUAUUAUCAUCUUGUUUAUAAUAUUUAUUAUAUACUAUACUUAUUUAUGCUAUUACUACUACUAUACUACUAUUUAUUAGUUACAACAGUGUUAUGUUAGACAGAAAAUCAACAUUUAACAAAUAUUUAUUAUCAUUUUCUUUAUACUAUUUAUUAUAUACUAUCUAUUUAUACUACUACUACUACUAUACUAUUAUUUAUCAGUUCGUUAUAACAGUGUUAUGAUAGUUAGACAGUAAACCAAUGGGAUGCAACACGAUAAAUAAAGGAACGAACAAUUUACCUAAUAUUUAACAAAUGCAAUAAAUAAAUUAAAAUAACAAUUGGCGAGUUCUAUAAUGUCUCUUUGAUACUAGUCAUAAUUGUAGCCCAUAGUAUUGUGCUGUGGAGGCAUGUUGUGGGUGAAGUGGUGGGUUUGCAGAGGUGUGUGGCCUGUGCUCUGCUCUGGCCAAGAAGUUUGAGCAGGGUUAGCUGUUCUCUGCUCAUUCUCCUGGGCAUCAUAGAGCAUUAACAUUAUGUUUCGGCGUAGUCUCAAGCGUGUAGUUCUGUCCUGCACCUGUUUAAGCUCACAAGCCACCUGCUUCCCAAAAAUGUCCUCAGCAUCUUGGCCUGCGGCAAGCAAAGUUGUUGAGACAUUCCGAAGAAUGCCCACCUUCUCCUUCUCCAUCUCCA
Gadus morhua (Atlantic cod) is the source of this 2723-nucleotide messenger RNA. Its product is annotated as protein ANTAGONIST OF LIKE HETEROCHROMATIN PROTEIN 1-like. NCBI's taxonomy places the organism in Eukaryota, Metazoa, Chordata, Actinopteri, Gadiformes, Gadidae. The record is from RefSeq and is a predicted model, not a curated record. The transcript has 3 exons. Bases 707 to 1906 code for a protein of 399 amino acids.